Molecule: messenger RNA, 1711 nt
Organism: Fomitopsis serialis
Lineage: Eukaryota; Fungi; Basidiomycota; Agaricomycetes; Polyporales; Fomitopsidaceae
Product: isoprenoid synthase domain-containing protein
Exons: 6
Coding region: 205-1470 (421 amino acids)
Biological process (GO): ubiquinone biosynthetic process; isoprenoid biosynthetic process
Cellular component (GO): transferase complex
Molecular function (GO): prenyltransferase activity
Source: RefSeq, a predicted model, not a curated record
CUGGGGUUGUUGGAAGGCGACAGUAGUGCCUGAAUAGUGCGACGUCUCGGAUAAAGGCGCCAAAUUCUCGGUUACAAUCUCCGGCGAGUCUGCGUCACAGCGCCCGACGGCUUCGGGACGCCUAGCUCGCCCGUUCAAGUCGACCUCCGAACCCAUCCCUCUCUGCCACGGUCCCCGACGCGCUGCCAUAGCGUCCUGCUGGUCAUGCGACGCUGGUUGGCACCAAAAGUACGCGUGUCUAGCACGAUCCCUAGACGAACAUACGCGGUCACGCGGGCUUGCCGAAAAUACAGCGCACAGGCUCAGCAGCCAAGGUCGCUUCCAACUCAACAUGGCGAGCCUACGAGUCCCAUACCGCCACCCUCUAAUGUACAGCCCGGCUCUGGUCGCCCAGACCCCUAUAAACUACUAGCACCCCAACUGGAACAUCUCCGCCAAACAUUGCUCAACCUCUUGGGUUCCGCACAUCCCGGGCUCUCCGAAAUAGCGAAGUACUACUUCCUGCAUCCCUCAAAACAACUCAGGCCUCUGCUUGUGCUAUUGUUCUCGCAGGCUACAAUGGAAUGGUGGGCGGCGGAAUGCGAGGGUGCGGGCGGGCGGACAGAAGAGCUGGACAGACCACUCACGCGAGCGGACGUGUUGAACGACUUCAAUCCCAACAUGCCGGACUACACUGCGCCACCACGGCCACCGCGCCAGCCACCCCUUCCGCCGCCCGAGGCGUUGAGCAACGGCGCACCGGCACUCUCGUCCCCCUCUGCCUGCUCCCCACCAAAUCCGCCUCGCACAGAUUGUGGAGAUGAUCCAUGUCGCUCGCCCCUGCGCCGCGGUGUAGCUUCUGCUCCGGUCGCAUUUGGGAACAAGCUCUCCGUCCUUGCAGGCGACUUCCUCCUGGGUCGUACCAGUGCGGCGCUGUCGCGUCUCGGUGACAGCGAGGUCGUCGAGCUCAUUGCCAGCGUCAUUGCGAACCUUGUGGAGGGCGAGAUCUUGCAGCUGAAGUCUGUACACGGCGAGGAGCUGGGCCUUAAGGGUGCACCGAGCGCGACCGGGGACUACUUCAACAUUUAUCUCCAGAAGACGUACAUGAAGACGGCUAGCUUGAUGGCGAAGGGUGUGCGAGCAGCGACGGUGCUUGGCGGAUGCAGAGAGGGCGAGGUUUGGAAGGAGGUCGCGUAUGCGUAUGGUCGCAACCUCGGCAUUGCAUUCCAGCUCGUGGACGACAUCCUUGACUAUGAGUCUGGCGAAGCAGCCUUGGGUAAACCAGGGGGGGCCGAUUUGAAGCUAGGUCUCGCGACAGGGCCUGCGCUCUUCGCUUGGGAGGAGCACCCAGAGAUGGGACCCUUGAUAAAGCGAAAGUUCUCCCAAGAAGGCGAUGUCGAACUUGCCCGAGACCUCGUACGUCGAUCUUCAGGCGUCGAGCGCACCCGCGACCUCGCUCUGCGACACGCAGACAAGGCGCGCGGGUGUUAGCGAUGCUCCCGGACAGCGAUGCGAAGGGUGCGCUGGAGGUCUUGACGGAGCGGGUGGUGAAACGGACGUGGUAAUGAGAGACAAUCCACGGAGCGCCAGCGAAGAAUACUGUACACGGACGCUAUUCUACACCGCCCGGUAACCUACUCCCACCUCCAAGUUCUUGUUUUGUCUUUUCAGACAAGAAUGGUCAGCUCGGGUGACCUGCCGUUUGGUAGAUAAUUAAUCUCUGCUACCGCCA